GCAGCUUUCACGUCUCCUCAUGGGGCUUCCACUACUGCUCGCCCUUCUCGUCGCAGCAGAAGCCGCUGCCGACCCGGCCACCGGCGGCAGCCUCAGCCUGGCGCGCUACACCCGCGUCUUCGCAUUCGGCAACUCGCUCACAGACACUGGGAAUGCCGCCAUCUUCCCGGCCACGGCGAAGGGUCCAUCCACCCGGCCGCCGUACGGGCAGACCUACUUCGGUCAUCCCAGCGGCAGGGCCUCCGACGGCCGACUCAUCAUCGACUUCCUCGUAGAAGAACUGGAGGUGCCACUGCCGACGCCGUACCUCGCCGGCAGGACGGCUGCUGACUUUCUUGAUGGCGCGAACUUUGCGCUGGGCGGUGCGACGGCGCUCGACCCGGCGUUCUUGGCGAGCCGAGGGAUAACGUCGGUCGUGCCAAUUUCUCUCGGCAAUGAGACAAGCUGGUUUGUGAAUGUUCUGCAGCUACUAAACUCCUCAGGCUACGAUCAACGCAAGAUCACGGCGAGGUCGCUCUUCUUCGUCGGUGAGAUCGGAGUCAACGACUACUUCCUCGCCCUCAUGAGCAAGUCCGCCGAUGUCGCGGAGAGCCUCGUGCCACACAUCAUCGGCACCAUCCGCUCAGCCCUGACUGCCAUGAUCGGCGCCGGAGCGAGGACGGUGGUCGUCACGGGGAUGCUACCGCUCGGUUGCGAGCCCAAGCUGCUCGCCAUGUUCCCAGGUGGCCCCGGCGACUACGACCCCGUGUCCGGUUGCGACGCCCGGUUCAACAGGAUCGCAGUCCAGCACAACCGCGCGCUCAAGCGCAUGCUCUGGGAGCUCCGGCUCCGCCACCCCCGCAGGUCCUUCCUCUACGCCGACGUGUACCGCUCCGUCGCUAGAGCCGUCGCAUCGCCGGCGAGGUACGGUUUCGGGAGCAAGCCGCUGGCCGCAUGCUGUGGGGGCGGCGGCGGGCCGUACAACUUCAACUACACGGCGUUCUGCGGCACCCCGAAGUCGACGACGUGCGCCGACCCGUCCGAGUACAUCUCGUGGGAUGGGAUCCACCUCACCGAGGCAGCCCACGAGUUCAUCGCACACGCCAUGCUAGGGGAAGUGCUGUCCGUGGUGGAGACAGGAUCCCGACAAGCCUGAGGACGGAAGGCUAACAUACGUACAACGCAUCAGGAUCACAGCUUGUUCAAUUGAUACAUUAAAAUACAUAAUUUCGUGGCAAAUAUAGAGCGGUAAUGUAAACAGGGUUAAGGACAGCAUCAAAACGUUGGGAUCAUAUAUUUUGCUCUGCGUUAGCACUGAGACGUUUAGUUCCCUUGACAUUUGUUUUGUAGCUUUAUCCUUCUCAAUCUCCCGUAGAGUCUUCAAGAUCUCGUCAGUCACCUCAUCGAUAUUAUCCAUCAUUAAACUAUGAUAAU
Setaria italica (foxtail millet) is the source of this 1413-nucleotide messenger RNA. Its product is annotated as GDSL esterase/lipase At1g28600. The record is from RefSeq and is a predicted model, not a curated record. The coding region runs from base 20 to 1135 and encodes 371 amino acids. Gene Ontology annotation, molecular function: hydrolase activity, acting on ester bonds. NCBI's taxonomy places the organism in Eukaryota, Viridiplantae, Streptophyta, Magnoliopsida, Poales, Poaceae. The transcript is spliced from 4 exons.